Molecule: messenger RNA, 1157 nt
Organism: Xiphias gladius (swordfish)
Lineage: Eukaryota; Metazoa; Chordata; Actinopteri; Istiophoriformes; Xiphiidae
Gene: rbks
Product: ribokinase
Exons: 9
Coding region: 86-991 (301 amino acids)
Biological process (GO): D-ribose metabolic process
Molecular function (GO): ribokinase activity
Source: RefSeq, a predicted model, not a curated record
CUUUGACCGUCACUUGUCUUUAGUUGGUGUUCAGUUGUUCAUUUUGCAAGACCGAAUUUGUAUUUCAAGUAAUUAAUUUCAGAUCAUGACUGAAGAGGCUUUUGAUGUGAUGGUGGUUGGCUCCUGUAUGACUGACUUGGUCAGCCAGGCAACAAGGCUACCCAAAGCAGGGGAAACCAUCCAUGGUCACAAGUUCUUCAUCGGCUUUGGAGGAAAAGGGGCAAACCAGUGCAUACAGGCUGCCAGACUGGGGGCCAAAACCGCUAUGGUCUGCAAGGUUGGUAAAGACUUCUUUGGAGACAAUUACAUCCAGAAUUUCAAGGACAAUGAUGUACACACAGACUUUGUAGGGCAGACCUCUGACGCAGCCACAGGAACUGCUUCCAUCAUUGUCAACGAUGCAGGUGAAAAUGCCAUUGUGAUUGUGGCUGGUGCCAACAUGUUGCUGGGCAGUGAGGAGCUGCAGAAAGCUCUUCCAGCCAUCAGUCAUGCAAAAGUGCUAGUCUGCCAACUGGAGAUCAGUCCACAGACAUCCUUGCGGGCACUACGCAUGGCUCAGGAGAACAAAGUAAAGACAAUAUUCAACCCAGCGCCGGCCAUUCCUGACUUGGAUCCAGAAUUCUACAGAGUCUCUGAUGUGUUUUCCUGUAAUGAGUCUGAGGCUGAGCUGCUGACUGGUUCCUCUGUAACUACUGUGGAGGAAGCACAUCGGGCCGGUCAGGAGCUGCUGAAGCGAGGCUGUGGGUCGGUUAUAAUCACUUUGGGACCUCAAGGCUGUGUGGUGCUCAAGGCACAGGAGUCAACCCCAAAACAUGUUCCAACUACCGCGGUCACAGCACUUGACACUACGAGGAGUCGUCCACGGCUGUUUGCAAGUCUUACGGGAAGCUUCCGGAAUGGAAGCCACUAUGAGUCAUCACUGCCCCUCAGUUGGUCUUUGCUCUCCCCAGGGUGCCUUUCAUUGACAAAGGCUGUACGCUUCAGGAGUUAGCUACACAUAGCUCCAUCUGACAUACCAGGAUAGAAGUCAAGAUCACAGGAGGCCUCUGGGUGAGAAAGACAGUCACAGGUUCUUGAGGCUCGAAAGGUUCAGUGGGUGCAGCUCAUUACAACAUAAAAGAUAUGAAAUGUGGAGCUGUUUCAUAGAUCUAAAUUAU